AUGUCCAGCUUUUUGAAUCCCCUUCCACGGUUCAUGAAUGGCACUGUUGCCAAAUGGGCCUAUGUUUCUUUGAGUGCCGUUGCUACGCUGCCCGGGAACUUUAACCGGUCCGCUUUGGACGCACCAUGGGCUGACCCUGAUGUUUCUGAUGGUGGUCUUGCACGGACUUUAACCUUCCUCAACAAAACGGACUUUGUUGCAUACGACCAAAAGUUCUUCGACAUCAUCGGUCCGGAUGCAACGGUGGAACAUGUCCAAAAGCUAGCUUACCAGUCCCACGAAGCCCCCUGCUACAUCCCAGAUACGAACCAGGUAUUCUUCGUCGAAUGGGGUCCCCCAGGAGGUGAUGAUGGAAUCCAUUCCUGGCAGUACCUCCUAGACGUGGAGACGAACAAGUUGAACCAGAUCACGACUGAUCCUCCCUUGCACAAUGCCCACGGGUGUGUUGUCUACAACCACUCGCUCUAUGUCGUUACCGAUGGGUAUGGAGACGAGGAGUCUGGCAAGCUUGUCAAACUCGAUCCGCAUACCCUGAAGCAGGAGACUCUGAUCAAUAACUACCUCGUUCAGCCGUUCGCUGGGUUUAAUGACUUGGAGAUCGACCCGCGGGGGAAUUUCUAUCUAACCGAUUCCAAAUCUGGCUGGGGACGGGAAAUAGUCGACUUCACACCUCCCACAAACCCAACAGUCUACUUCGUCGAGCGUGACACAUUCCGCAUCAAGCCCGUCCAUAUCACGGAUGGAAACGCCAACGGGGUCGCCAUCUCGCCCGACGGCCAGACUCUGUACAUCCCAGACACUGGCAUCUCCCACUUCCGCCCGUCCAACAAAAGCCCCUACCGCAAGCGCGAGAUGUCUGCAUUUGAUAUUUCAAAAUCCGGCGCUGUCCUUCCCAAUAAGCGCCUCCUGUCUGAGCCGAUUUCGUAUUUCUAUGAUGGCCUGCGCGUUUCCAGGAAUGGAUGGAUCUUCGCUGGUGCUGGAGAUGGGAUUGAUGUCAUUGAUCCAGAAAAUGGGUUUACGUUGGGGACUAUCCGCGUUGGAGGUGGUGAGAAUCUUGCGGUGAGUAUGACCUUUGGGAAGAAUGAGCUGUGGAUUGUAGGUCGUGGGGGUGUUUGGCAUGUUAAGAAUAUCCGUGAGCGACUGGACAGGGAUUGGUGA
Aspergillus versicolor CBS 583.65 is the source of this 1158-nucleotide messenger RNA. RefSeq names its product SMP-30/gluconolactonase/LRE family protein. The transcript has 3 exons. The coding region runs from base 1 to 1158 and encodes 385 amino acids. Lineage: Eukaryota; Fungi; Ascomycota; Eurotiomycetes; Eurotiales; Aspergillaceae. The record is from RefSeq and is a predicted model, not a curated record.